AUGGCGACUUUGAGCGACGAAGAACAGGAGCUGAUUCAAAGAGAUCGCGAAGCCAACCCAGGCUGCUUCUACUCAACUGCGCUCUCGCAGUCCUGCAGAUCUAUAAAUGGCGACAACAAAUGCGAGAUCAUAAAAAAAAUAUUUCGUCAAUGCCCCAACGCUCGCAAAGAGCUCAUCUCGAAUCGCAAAGAAAUUACUGAGGACGAGUACGGCGGAGAGAGCACAGCCGAUGACUUUUACAAUAGAGAACGGAUGGACGCUCGUAGAGGCAGCGAACAGGAAUUUGGCUCAUUUUUCCAGCAAAGAGGGGAUGACGUUGAUACGCAGUUGAGUCCGUUCGACUUCUUAAGGCAAGAAAUGCUGCGCCCAUUUGAAGACUUUUUUAGCGGUGCCUGGUUGGGACGAGACAAUUUGAACCCGUUUGAAGGUCUAGAGAGAGAAUUUGAACGAAUGCCUGUGCAUCCACCGCCGCAUUUACCGCGCCAAACACCGCCAGAACCGCCGCAUUAUUCGUUUCAACCUUCGCGUGGCAAAGGGCCUUUUGAUGCCAGCGCCGAAGCACGGGCAAAGGAAAAGAGUGACUUGUUUGCGGACUAUUCAGGCCGCAUUGAAGAAAUUUAG
This is a messenger RNA of Plasmopara halstedii, 621 nucleotides long. RefSeq lists its product as uncharacterized. NCBI's taxonomy places the organism in Eukaryota, Oomycota, Peronosporomycetes, Peronosporales, Peronosporaceae. The record is from RefSeq and is a predicted model, not a curated record. Bases 1 to 621 code for a protein of 206 amino acids. The transcript has 5 exons.